Bicyclus anynana (squinting bush brown) is the source of this 9965-nucleotide messenger RNA. RefSeq names its product nucleoporin NUP42-like. The record is from RefSeq and is a predicted model, not a curated record. NCBI's taxonomy places the organism in Eukaryota, Metazoa, Arthropoda, Insecta, Lepidoptera, Nymphalidae. The transcript has 4 exons. Bases 137 to 871 code for a protein of 244 amino acids.
UGGCUGGGGUCUAGCGCAGUGGGUUUUCUGAAGGCUGUGCUGCGAGUCGCAUGCCAACGACACUGACCUCGCGAGACCCUAUUAUAAUACUACAAACAUUGACAACCUGCUAUAGUACGAGUGUCUCACUGGUACCAUGUUGUUCAUUUACACGUUAUUAAUCUCCCUAGUGAGUGUCGCGAAGUCAGCGCCGGCCAAUGGCUUCGUAUUCCCCGAUGAAAGGAGGCAACAAAGAAAGUUGGAGCCGAUUAUCACACCGCCAGUUCUACCAGUUUUAGAGCAUUUGGAACGUGACCCCAGCACUUUGUUGCCUGGUGAACGUGGUGCAGUGAAUCAAGUGAAGCCUAGAUUUGGUUUGGGGGGUGGUUUUAAUGUGAAGCCCUCUGGUAAUGGGGGGUUGACUGCGAGUAUCAGCAGCAGUGCUAAUGGUGCCGGUGCUAGUCAUUCUGCUUCGCAAUCCUUUUCGUUUGGAUUCAAUCAAGGAUUCAGUGCUUCACACUCGGCGAGCCAGGCUUCAUCGUUUAAUGGAUUUGGAAAUGGCUUCAGCGGUAGCCAAGCCAGCAGCCAAGCGGCUUCAUUCAACGGUGCAGGUGCGACGGGCGCUGCGUCCUCUGCGUCUGCUCUAGGAGGCUUCAAUGGCUUAUCGGGCAGCCAGAGCGCCUCGUCUGCGUUUGGCUUUAACUCAUUGAAUGGCUUCGAAAAUGACCCGGUGUCAUUCGAAGGUGGUCUCCUGGACGUUAGACACCGUGGCGUGCCCGGUUUUUCGUUCCCUGACCUCGUCAGGAGACAUAAGGCCCUGACUGCUGCCACGUUCAAGUCCUUACCAUUUGACAACAACGAUGACUUCUUAGCUACACUGGUUUCCUUUUAAACAAUGUAGCUACAUAGUAGGUUUAGUACGAUCAUACUUUAGUAAAAUCCAAAGAAAAGCGCUGGACGCUAUAUGCAAAAUAACAAUUAGUUGCAACUCUAAUCCUUUUGUAAGAAUAGUAGAGCUCAAUGAAACAGAGGUCCUCUAAGGAAAUACCGCCAUGCUUAUUUUACUGCCAAUCAACAGUACUAGACUACAAGCCCUUGAACAAAAAUUACCUGUGAAAUUACCCAACGUGAAUAACGCUUACAAGGCUUACUAUAUCAGAAAAUAACUCUGAACACUAUGCCGUUAUUUCUGAGCGGUACAGUGGUGAGUACGCGAAUAAAUGGAAUUCCUCAGGUACAAAUGAUGAAUUACGACUAAUUAUAAUUGUACGGCUUUGUUAUAGUGUUAAAGAUGAUUUAAAAUAAAUGUCGAAAAUCCUAGUGCUGUACUAAAAUGGUGGUGCCAGAAGUCAAAACAAACUUUUAAUUGUCGACAAUUGCAGAAGUAAAACAGGUCAUUUAUUACUGUACGGCAUUUGUGCAAUUCGUUUUGUACACAUAUACAGAUACUUUACCCAAAAACGCCGUACAUUUUUCCACCGCAGGAGUCGAAAUAUAAGGGUCGCAAACCUUACCGUCGCGUACUCAACUGUACCGCUCAGAAAUGGCAGCAUAGUGGUCAUUUCACAUGUAAUUUUUGUUCAAGGGCUUGUAGUCUAUACCAGACAGUACCGUGAUUUGCUGUGAAUGUUGUAAUUACAGACAAAACAUUAUUUAGACACAUGGCACCAUGGUCCACCAUGGUUGAUCAAUCAGUAAACAAGUACCAAUUAGUAAUCAGUAUGGGUAUAUUCAAGUGAAUAGCCGAUCUUCUAGGCAAUGGCGUUCCAUCAUAGGCAUCAUUGCUUACUAUCAUGUAUCAGGCAUGAUUGCAGUCGAGCGUAAUAAUAAAAAAAAUCCAGUUUCACCUUAUUUGCUUACUCUAUCAAUUAGUAUGACAAAGUAAGCUAAUUACGUUACAAUUACAUACCAAUACCAAGAUGAAUCAUGUAAAGUAAGUCCCUACCUCCGUUCAUGUGCACGAAUGCUUAACUUUUAUCUCUACCAAGUUAGCCCGCUUUAAAUAUUCUACACCAGGUGAUAUCGCAGUCAAGAGUUAUCUUUUCAUUGAAUAAAAAAAAAUGUAAAAAUGGCAGUGUAUGAAAGAUGUUCUCAAACUUUUAAGACAAGAGAACACAAAAAAUAAGAGAACACUCAUCAAAUAAUUUUUAUUUUAUGGAAUCUGUAUCAAUUGAUUAUAAAAAAACACUGUAAUUUACAUAAGAUCAAAAACUUGUAUUAGGAAUAUUUUUAAAACUGAAACACUACACUCCUUGAUUGAAUUUUUAAUGUGAGUAACUGUGUAAUUGUUUUUAUUAAUACUUAAAAUUGAAUGCAUAUGCUUCAUACAUUGGUAAAUGUAGUAAUCAGUAUGCAUAUUUCUGGGGUAGAAUCAAAGUAAUAAUUUAAAUAUUUUUGCGGAACCCUAAUACGGUGAUUUUUGUAUUGGACGAAAUUAUUAAUAUUAAAAUAGAAAUUAUUUCUUACACAUGUAAGCAAAAAAUAAUAAAACGUAUUAUGCUGGAUUAUGUCACAUAUUGAUUCACCGGAUACGUCGAUAGCUUCAUAGUUUUUUCGUAAUUAGUCAAUAUGGCUAAUUAUAAGAUAAGCAAGCAAUAACCAAGUUCCAUUAUUAAUAGUUAGCUAGCGAUCGGCAAAUUGCAAAGUUUACUCUAGCUUGCAUUUUUCUAUGCGAAUAUGCUCAGUUUUGAAUCGCAAUACUCGUGUUACCUUCUUGUAUUUAGUAAAAAACACUAAGUACGAACAUAAUGCUCAUUUUAUGUCUAUUUUAUUUAUUUUACCAUUUAACGAUUAGUUUUCUGUAAAUUAAUAGAUUAUGGUCAACAUUUAACGUUAUGGCGUAAUAUACGCUGUAACGAAUCAAUUUAUUAACGAACUUUAACGACUGACGCACUAUUUAUUGAUUAAUAUAGUUUUACUUUAUGAUAUAAUCAAUAUAUUAUUACAAAGUAAGUGUUCUUAUUUUUAUAGUACCCUAAAAGCACUGUCACGAAGUAAAGGUAAUGGGCAGGGCACAUAGUUCUAAGAGCCGAUGGACGUUAUUGUACCAAGGUGCUGGAAUGGCGAUCCCGCACCGAUAAGCGCAGUGUUGGUCGACCUCUAGACCACUAGAUGAACCGCAGACAGCCGCUGGAUGCUAGCGGCCUGAGACCAUGAUGUUUAGAAGUCUAUACAAGAGGCCUAUGUCCAGCAGUGGACUUCCAUCGGCUGAAAAUGAUGAUGAUGAUGAUGAAUGCACUGUCUCCUAUCUGCCUCCUUGAUACAAUGGUUAGCUGAUGUUGCAUCGGAUGUGAGUUCCUGAAUUCGAAGCUAUGGCUUUGAAAUACUGAAGUCACCCUUCUUCCAAAAUAAUCUAACCAGGACAGUUAUAAAGCUGGUAAUGUUUUAACCAUUGUGAUUGGAAAUGUUCUUGUUCUGUCAUUCAUUUAUUUGACCUUUUAUUUUAAUUUUUAAAAAUGUUAAUAAAAUAUAAAUACAAAACACUAUCAAUAAAUUAUAAAGAAAAUAAUCAACUCUCCCGCCGCGGGACAUUUGAGUGCCCAAGCAAUCUUUGGUCAUGAAGGAAGCCUACACCAACGAUAUUUUAUAAUAGAGAUAGGUAGGGUACUAGCGGACAAAUGCCUCAGUUAUGAUGCGUUAGUGCCCUAUCUCUAUUAUAAAAUAUCGUUGGUGCAGGCUCUUUGAUCGUGCAUAUUGUGAUCUAUUCAGGUUUAAGGUCAAGAAACAGUCAGUGGUCCGUUAAAGCAACAAAAACUUCGCAUGCCAGUUAAUAUGAACCUGUUCUCACCAAGUUCACAUCAUAUUGUUGCUUCACACAUAUCCAAAUAUAGUGAUAGCAAUCCACGUUUGCUUGUCAUGUUGUAAGACAGACAAGUUUGAUGUUCUAACCAGACGCAUUGUCAGGUCAGUGCCCGGUCAGAGAUGAAGAAAAAAAUGGCAAGCAAUUAAAUCUCACUGAUUUUUAAAGUGGUGUGAAAUUAUUCAGGGUACUCGGGAGUAUUUUCCAUAACUCUAGGGUUAUAUUCUUUAAGGAAAAUUAAUUAAAAAUGUAUGAGGAACAUGUGUUCUAAAAUGAAUAUUUUCGGAGUAAGCAAAAGAAAUAUUUCUUUUGUAAAUAGAUCCCUUAUAUGGCAUCCUUAUAUUAUGACCUAGUCUAACUUAUCUAUACUAAUAUUCUAAAGCGGAAGAGUUUGUUUGUUUGAUUAAACGCGCUAAUCUCAGAACCUAUUGGUCCGAUUUAAACAAUUCAGUGUUAGAUAGCCCAUAUAUUGCGGAAGGCUAUAGGCCAUAUAUUAUCCCUGUAUUCCUACGGAAACGGGAACCACGUGGGGGAAACCGCACAACGUCAGCUAGUUCAUAGAUAAAUAUGAUGAAGUAGCUUACUAUUGAAGUGCGGAGUGCCAGUUGAUAGUCUUACCACUAAGAUUACGUAUUUUAAAAUGUAAGGAUAAAUAAACACGUGUGUUACAUAGAUAGUCGGAAUUACUUGAAUUACUUUGUAUGAAAACAUACAAAGAUUUUUUUGGCUAAAAAAAUUUGUUAUGCAGUUCGGCUUGUAUAAGUGGACUUUUCAACCUUGAAGAAACAUUCUGCAAAUACUCCGCAACACCCUGUAUAUACAUUAUGCAAUACAAUAAGUAAACAGGUAACAAGUUUUGUCAGUGCUUUAAGGGAAUAUGAUUCGUUGAAGUCAUUUAUAUUUAUAUCAGUAAGUCAGAAAGACUGAGGAAAAUUUCAAUACAUAAGUAGCAGCCUUAGUCCAGUGGAUAUAACCUCUGCACCAGAUUGUGGAGGGCGUAGGUUCGAAUUUGAUCCGGAGCAUGCACCUCCAACUUUCAGUUGUGUGCAUUUUAAGAAAUUAAACAUCACGUGUCUCAAACGGUGAAGGAAAACAUAGUGAGGAAAUUUUCUUAAUUUUCACGCACACGCAGAGAAUUUUCUUAAUUCUCUGCGUGUGUGAAGUCUGCCAAUCCGCAUUGGGCCAGCGUGGUGGACUAUUGGCCUAACCCCUCUCAUUCCGAGAGGAGACUCGAGCUCAGCAGUGAGCCGUAUAUGGGUUGAUAAUGAUGAUGAAUGAUAAAUAGCAGUCUCAAGGCGUGGUAUACGGUGUAUGUUAGCAAAAUAAAAACGAAGUAAGCAGGGUCUUCAUCACAUCAGACGGACAGAUAUGGAGAUGCGGAUAUGUGGAUAAGAAAGACUUCUUCUUUCCAUUUUCCAUAAGUUUUUAAAAACCUCCUAAGGCUUUUUCAAGUUUAUACUUGUAUUAAAACUGUGUUGAAUCUAAAUUGCCAUGUAUAAACAAAAGGCUCUAUGCUUUAGUAUGAAUUUUGCUCGCAUAUAUAAACAAGGCGAGUGAAAACAUCCUACCAUAUUAUAUGAAUUUAUUUAAACAGACACUUCAAUUUUAUUUAUUUGUACUUCUGGAUAAUUCUUACUCACCUGCAUAGAUCUUAAUAUUGUAAAUAGAUAAUAAACAUAACAUUAAUUUAAGAUAAACAUUAAGUUCUUUUAAUUACAGACCGUCACCUAAAUCAUUAACUUCUAAUAAAAUCAUUCAACAUUAACAGUUUGACUUUAAACUUCGUAGGGUUUCGUAGGGUUAAAAAGUUUGUAGGGUGAAUCUCUCUACCGAACUGAAUUUGAAAAUUCUUUUACCACUAAAAAGCCACGUUAUUUUUGACUGUCAAAGGCAUAUUUAUGCCCAUAUUUUCUCACGGGAACGGGAACGGUGUUGACUAGUAUAAAAUACAAAGAUAACGUAACAAAUGACAGCGGCAAGACGAUAAUUAAAUCACUUGACAAUUAUUGAUGACGAUGGUUUCCGCGAACAGCAAAUGAUGGACGUCACAAAAACCCGCUAUUAUAAGAUUCCCAAUACAAUUAUUUACAUUUCCAUACAAUUUCUAUUUCAUUUAAAACAUUCACACGUUGCAAAAGAAACAAUGGUCAAAUCUGACUACGUAAUAAAUGACCGCACAUCGUUCAAGAUCCUGGUAUAAGCGAUUAGUCACGACAGUGUCUGAAUCGAGCUUGUAAUACAAAUGGUCCUUAAGUUGGAACAACUUAAUGUUUAUCCAGAAUCAAUUUUGGUUUUGCGUACCGAAUUGAAUUCAAAACAGCUAUUCGGAAUUUGUCUUUGAUGCGAUGAGGCCGAUACGUAUGAUCCUGAUUUGUGGACGCCUACCAUUAGUAGACAUAAUAUGAGCAAUAUUAGGCUUUUGUUUACCUUUGGAAUUUCUAUAAAUACAGGAAGAAAUUUUUUUUAGUGCGGAUAUUUUUAUAUUUUGUACAUAAACAAAAUUUAAUGAUCACGUAUUUUUUCUUUUUUUUUUAACUCAAAAAUAACAAAAUUAUCGUUAGCUAAAGUUAUUUACUUUUGAACAGAAUUUUAGGGUCACCCUAUUGUGCGUUUAUUUUAUUUUCGUUUGAUACCUAAAGGACGUCACCAGAUCACUUUUAAGCUGAAUAUAUCUUGUUUAGUAAUAAUGUGUGCAUUAUUUUGUUAUUUUAGAGACAUAAAUUAAAAAAAAAAAUUACAUAAAAUGUAUCGAACUGUUUGUAGAUUUAUAUUCUAUUAAUGAUACAGAACCACGAAAAAAAAUAUCCGCACUAAAGACCGAAUCACCCUGUAUAUUGAUUAAACCAACUAUAUGGUACCAUGAUCGUCAAACGUCAGGAAUAAGUUCCAAUUUACCUUCCACGUAUUAAGCCUUGUCCCAAUAUUAAAGAUAAAAAUAUAUAUGUGGAAUAUUAGAUGGAUUAAGUAAACAUAACAUACAAGAUAAUAUUGUGUAGGUACAAACAAUAUAAUAUAAUAUUAUGCCUAACAAAUAUUACAAUACAGUACUAAUAAAGUCAUAAAAUUAAACUUUUCUUUUUAUUUUUUUUAUGUAGUAUACGAAUAUACAAAAAAAACAGUUAUUAUAUGAAAUAACACUAUUGCAUAUUAGUCAUAAUGUAUUCAAAAUAUCUAAAGACAUUGUGAAUAUUUAAGGAAAUAUCAAUUCUACAGGUCAAACUAUAAGGUCCACUUUAGCUUACACACUGACCAACAACAACAUACUAGUACCUAACCAUUGAAGAUAAAAUGGACGCAAUUAAUCGGAUACAAAAAUAAACACUGUAUCAAUUCCGAGGAAAGCGAUACAUUGCCAACAGAUGUUUAUGAAACACAUUAUUUCAAUUCACGGCAAACUGGGUACGAAUAAGUGGAAAUUUAUUCUUGUAUAACACAUAUAGUCGAGAAAACGUAUGUACAGCCAGACAGUCAAGCUUUAUCAGUCGUCCGGUGCUUUCGUGUAUUAUUCAUUAAUAAAUAAAAUGACACGAAAACGAAGCUUGUUUGUGUUUACAACAGUUUUGUGUUAUGUUGCGUGUGUAAAAGUUUUGCCCAUGGACGGCACGGCGGUGACUUUAGCAAGUAGUUUUAAUGUCAAACCCUCUCCUGUUAUACCAAUCGAGUUGACUACAGAAACAGUCGCAGCUGAUUUUAUAGAAGAAUAUUUACCUCCUCCACUAACAACAUUUGAAUUGAAAACGGAGAUACCGGGUCUACAAAAGAUUACAUUGACCCCAGUUGAGCAUAUAACAGUAGAACCUACGCCAAAGUUAGCCGCUAUCAUUGAGUCAGAACCAGGAGUUACUGCUGAAGCAAUUGAUGAUAUAUCACCGACUAGUGUUCCGAAAAUUAGCAUAUUGGAAACGUAUGAUGUACCUGCGAUUAAUCUCCUACCACCCAAGAAACAAUGACAACUCAUUUGGAAAACAUGAUACACUCAGAUGAUGAAGGAAAACUUAAACUACCUCAUAACAAGAUUUGGACAAUGCAUCCUAUAUCAAGUAAGGAGGAUAAUCAGUACAGUUAUUAGUGACUAGCCGGCGACUCGCGGUUUCACCCGUAUUUCUCGUUCCCGUUAGAAUACGGGGACAAAUAGCCUAUGACACUCACAAAUAACGUGGUUUUCUAGUGGUAAUAAUAUUCAAGAGCGGUUCUGUAGAUCCAGAGAUUACCCCCUGUGGCGUAAACUUCAUAGAUGCAAAAAUGUACUGCCUACUCUAAGGAUUUAUUAGGAACCUGUAGUAGAGAAAGAAUUUUUCAUUUUGUAUAAUUUAUACGUAUCAUUAUAAAUACGUAUCAUAAUUGAUGAUUGAUAUUAAUACCCCGACAUAUUCCGAUGGGGUUUCUCUGCGUGAUCGAAUCAGAAAUGAGGAGAUUCGCAGACUAACUAAAGUCACUGACAUAGCUCAGCGAGUCGCGAAGCUGAAGUGUGGGCAGGCCACAUAGUUCGAAGAGCCGAUGGACGUUGGGGUCCCAAGGUGCUGGAAUGGCGACCCCGCACCGGAAAGCGCAGUGUUGGUCGACCCCCCACUAGGUGGACCAAGACAUCAAGCGGGUUGCAGGGAGCCGCUGGAUGCUGGCGGCUCGAGACCGUUUUGUUUGUAAGUCCAUGCAAGAGGCCUAUGUCCAGCAGUGGACGUCUAUCGGCUGACAAUGAAUGAAUGAAUGAAUGAAUAUUCCGACGUUGUAUCACGUGAGUUUAGCUUGUACAUAUGUUUUCUGUGGUUUUAGCCGUGUUCCACAAUAAAUUAAUGUUUACGUAUAAUGCCAUAGAGCCAUGUGCACGCUAUUGAUUACCCCCUACAACACCACAAACUUUACCUCUGUUUAAUACUGUAGAUGAAUUCCAAAAUAUUACCUUUAUCCUUAUAGAUACAUGCAUAUCAUAAACAUAUAGUUAAUAUGCCUUCAAGAAUACUGUAUGAACUUCCCGAAGACUAGUCAAACAACUGUUAAGGACCACUUACAUUAAACGAACGACGCGUACGUACGUAUAAGUGUUUUAUACACAUCUGACAACGAAAUGUUUGUGAAGAUCUUUCAAAGAAACACUUAUUUUUUACUCAGUCACUUUUGAUUAGGUAUAUAAGAGAUUUUACUUAAUUAGUUAUACUAUAGGUACCUAUUUAAAGCAAUGUACUACAACAUUAACAGUUAAAUGAGCAUUUAUACCGAAUCAUUCUUAUCUUAUGAGAAACCAUUUUAGAUUGUAAGCAGAGUUGUCCGAGAUUAUUGUGACACUGUUUGUUUGCAAAUAUUACACAUCUACGCCACUUUUUAAUAGCUGUUACAUAACUAGUAAUGAAUGUAAUAUUUAGUUUGGGUGUAAUUUUGCAACUCAAUUUUCAACCAGACACUCGUAUCUUCAACCUAUCCUAUGUAUAACCUAAUCGAUAAAGUUGAAUGUAUAUUUUACCGUUAAAUUAUAAAAUACGUUAGUUUAUAAUCUCACUUGUGAUAUUAUAAUCUACCGUCAUACCGUCAUUGUGAACUGAAAAUACUCAUUACAAUAUAAUGUGUUAUUUUCGGUAAUCUAUCGGAACAUUUAGUUUUGACAUGACAUGACAAUUCAUGAUUCGCUGUUUGACGCUAUUCUAAAUCCAACAUGGCAGUUUACCGGGGUGGUGGACUAGUUAUUUAAUCGAGAUAGCAGACUACUUAUAUAUAUAGUCCACAAUAUGGGUAUCAAACUAUAGGCUUUCUUACAGGAAAAGUUAAUUUUAUUCUUGUUAGCGCAUUUAAAUACUCGUAAAAGCUUGAUUUUAAGGAAGGUUAUUUUACUUAUAAUUUAUUACUUACAGACAACUUGUUUAAAUAUAUAAUAAAGAUAUCAAAAUGAUGCAACGUUAGCUCAAAACCCAAGUAAUAAAUGAUAUGAUGCAAUGAUAAAUGAUAGAAUGAUAAAUAUAGAAAAUAUAAUUUAUUUAUAAAUAUACAACUCAUGAAAAUGCUAUUUUAUCGUAUUGUUAUGUUCUUACUUGGUUCUUACUCAUGUAUGACGAGACUGUAUAGUUUUAAUGGCGAAUACUUCAAACAAGGUAGAUAUGAUUAUCACAACACUCAUUUUAUUUAUCUGCUUUGGUUGUUUUAUGUUUUAGUAUAAUUUGUAAAUUGUACAUUUUAUAAUUAAUAAAAGUAUUAGCUAUUG